AUGGCCAGGUCUCAAGAAAACCCACCACCAGUCUUCACCACCACCGCACCUUACUCCCCCAUGAUCACCGAGCGGGAAAAUGAAGGCGCCGACGAAUACGCAGGCGGCGGAUGCGGCUGUUUCCGGCGGUUCUGUUUCGGCGGGAGCCGCAACUCUCUGUUGCGAGAAAGGGGCACCGGCGGCGGGUCGCCGUGGCUGGUGGAGAAAUUGAAGAAACUGAAGGAGUUGUCGGAGAUGGUGGCGGGGCCCAAGUGGAAGAAUUUCGUCAGGAGAAUCGGCAAGUUCUGCAGUCCCAAGAAACACGUGAACAGCACGCAGCAGAACGCGCAGUUUCAGUAUUCGCCGGAGAGCUACGCCCUCAACUUUUCCGGCGGUGAUAGUGAAGAUCACGGCGGCGGCGGAGAAGAAGAAGAAGGCAAUUUGCUGCACAGCUUUUCGUCGAGGUUUGCUAGUGCUGGCCGCCCUUAUCAAUGA
Molecule: messenger RNA, 474 nt
Organism: Erythranthe guttata (spotted monkey flower)
Lineage: Eukaryota; Viridiplantae; Streptophyta; Magnoliopsida; Lamiales; Phrymaceae
Source: RefSeq, a predicted model, not a curated record